AGAGUUCUAAGGACUUUAGAUCCUGGAAAAACCGUUUCUGAGAUCUGUAACAUCUGUAGCAGUACAUUUUAUGCUGAAUGUUUGAUACUGUUUUACUUUCAUUUUCAACAGUCAACAGAUACAGGUACACAGGAUAUUGACACAGCUUCUAGAGACAUCAGAAAAAUCAUUGAGGAAAAAUCUUCACUUCAAAAUACAUCUACAUGAUUGCAUCCUUUUAGAAUGAAAUGCAAUGAAAAUACAAAAAUUACUUGCAGUAAAGUUAUUCUUGUGCCUUAUGAAUGGGGACAUGUUUUGAGAUACCAUGAAUGGAUGAAGAGUGAAGAGUUACAGACCUUGACAGCAUCAGAGCCAUUAAGCCUAGAGGAGGAAUAUCAGAUGCAACAGUCAUGGAGGGUAGAUGAUAAUAAAUGUACCUUCAUUGUGUUGGACCAAGAGAAAUAUGAAACAAAUGGAAGCAAUGAAAUAGAGAGUAUGGUAGGAGAUGUGAACUUGUUUUUUAAUGAUGAAGACAAUCCAUCAUCAGCAGAGAUAGAGAUUAUGAUAGCUGAACCUGCAGCAAGAGGGAAAGGUUUUGGAAAAGAGGCUUUAUACUGUAUGAUGAGAUAUGGUUUAGAAGAACUAAAAGUAACACAAAUUACUGCCAAGAUCGGAUAUUCUAAUAAACCAAGUAUAAAUAUGUUUAAGAAGAUUGGUUUUAAAGAGAUUUCAAAGAGUGAUAUUUUUCAAGAAAUCACAUUGGAAUUACAACUUAAUGAAAGUGUGAAGGACCAAAUUAAAGACAGCUGUGAUUCAUUCAGGAUUGACACUUACAGAUAGCAGAGUACAGAUUAACUUUGUGAUCAUCUUGCAUUAUUCAUAACUGCUCAUUAAACUACAUGUAUAUUGAUACAUGAUGGCUAAACUCUGUCUUCAUUAGGGUUGUACAUUGUUGCAUACAAGUAUUAUUUAAAUCUGCUGUAAAAGUUAUUGUACCCCUGAUCAUGAGUACUAGUGUACCUGAAUGAUUUUAGAAUGCUGUUCUAAUGUGAUUUUAAGUAAAGACUAGUGUUCAUAAGUGACAAAAUUUAAUUGUUCAAGAAUGGCGUAGUGUUUGCAGUUAUUUCUAUAAUCGACCCGUUAAUUAGUUAGCCAAUUAAUGAAAGUAAAUGUCUUACGAUUCAUUUGAAAUACUUCAAUCCUAUUGCAAUCCUUCUGGAUAAAAAUGAUUUCAAUCAAAUGAUUUUUUAGAGUGACCUAUAAAUGUUUGUACUCGUACAGACAUACAAGGAAUAAGUACCGUAUAAGUGUUUUUUUCUGCGGGCUCCAAAUUCUGCGGUUUUUCCAAAUUUUGGCAUGUUUUUAUUUCUGCGAACUUUAUUUCUGCGGCACAUUCUUUGGACAAAACAUGAUUUAAUGUCUGCGACUCGUCUUAUCAAAUUCUAAGUCACAUUACCCUAUCUAUUAUAUUUGCAUGUACAUGUUCGCAUUUGUUUAUCGUCGUCACCGCAAAACUAUAUAGUAAUUACAAACAAUUAUAUUGUUUGUUUGCAAACAAAUAUAAUGCGCAACAAUAGAAAGGUAUACAUCUUUGAUCAGCGUGAAGUAACGUGUGAAAAAUAUACCCUGGUAGUAUGAUCUUUAAUUUAAUGAAAAUGAUAGAAGUUUACCGUAUCGUAACAGAUGACAAUUUAAGUAAACAACGAUUAUUUAGCAGUAUAAGGGUUGGAAUGGUUUGAAAUAUCUCUAUUCUUAAAUUACCAUAAUUAACAAUAAGUACAUCCUUACAAACACACAUUACAUACUUAGCCGACAGCAAUUUUAUACAACUUGAAAACCCGCUAACCGUUAUAAUCUGUUUGUCGUUAUAACUUUAGACGAAACAGGUCACAAUGUAGGAUACAUAUCGUAGCAGGUAAGAGAAAUAUUCUGCGGUUUUUAUUUCUGCAGUGCCAACACUGACUGCAGAAAACGCAGAAAUAAAGUCACCGCAGAAAAAAACACUUAUACGGUAUUUUAAAAGUUUAUUUUUGUUUGUGUCUUGCACAAG
Messenger RNA from Ruditapes philippinarum (Manila clam), 2029 nucleotides. Its product is annotated as N-acetyltransferase 9-like protein. Gene Ontology annotation, biological process: protein acetylation. The coding region runs from base 223 to 819 and encodes 198 amino acids. NCBI's taxonomy places the organism in Eukaryota, Metazoa, Mollusca, Bivalvia, Venerida, Veneridae. The transcript is spliced from 8 exons. The record is from RefSeq and is a predicted model, not a curated record. Gene Ontology annotation, molecular function: N-acetyltransferase activity.